UAUUUCUCUAAUAAGAGAUCUAGAAUUAAAUUAAUAUAUUUUCCGCUGAUUAAUAUUUUCCGCUAAAGAUGGAGGCAUCAACAAUGGACUGGAGACGCGAAAUGCACACGAUGCUUUCGGAAUUUGAACGUCAGGCAACGAUUUCUUUGGGGAAGAUUGACAUGGCUUUCAAAUCCAGUGGCUUAUCACUCAACGAUGAAUUCAAGCAAUAUUUCAUGCGAGCUUCAAAUUACCGCAUCGAGGAAACAUAUGAUCAAUUCAAAAUAAAUUCCAUGUUGACGGGCAAAGUCCAAUUUGGUGCACAUGGGGACAUGUUAUCAACCGAUAGCCCAGUCGAAUUCAUUGACUCAAGCGAUGAAGAAGAUCAGACAGAAUAUCCGGUUAAAUUGGAAUCACCAGAAACAGUAUUCGGCAUUCUAAGCGAUGGAAAUCACAUACCACCCGAAUUGAACGAUGAUUUUGAGACUGAAUAUGAUCGAAACUACGCCAAUACCAUGCCAUACAUGAUCUCGAAAGAUAUUAACUGGCGGAAGAAUAGACAGAAUUGCAUCGAGAAGGAAACUGACAACGUAAUGAAAGCAGAAGAAAUAGAAGUAUACGGUGAAAUUCCAUCAACUGCCUUCAAUGGACGUCGCGAUAUGGACUUGAUCAACGAACGCACAUUUUCUGUUCCUUUGAGCAAUCGAUCAAACAACGAUAAUGAUUUCAAAAGCAAUAACAUGACAGGAAAAUCUGGAAGAGAACAGACUGAGUUGAGCUCGACUGCACAAGUAUUUGGGAAUAAAAACUCAACUUCUUCAAACUCAAUGGGGACAAAGAAUCGAUACAAGUGUCAACUUUGUGAAUACUCCAGCAAUCAAAUGGGGCACGUUAAUCGUCACAUGCGUACUCACACCGGCGAGAAGCCACAUGGAUGUGAUAUAUGCGGCAAAGAGUUCACAACUAUGCAGAACCUUAAGAGACAUAAAAAGACUCAUACCGAUCAAGUUCCAUUUCAUUGCCGAGGCUGUUUCAAUGGAUUUUUCCAGAAGACCAAAAAAGAUGCCCAUGAAAAAGUGUGCAAAAUACGUCGAUAUGAAUGCCAUAUCUUUAAAAUUCCGAAAAUGUUGACCUGGAAUGAUGAGAUGGACAAUAUGCUUGGUACGUUUAAUUCCCAAGUAAAAUUUACUUUGAAAAAUAUCAAAAUGACAUUUGGCCGCAAUGGUCUCGCGAUCAACAAUGAUUUCAAGCAAUAUUUUCUGCGCGUUUCGUAUGAUCGGAUAAAGACUUCGUACGAUGAAUUCGAAAUCAGUUCGAUAUUCGAGGAUGCGAGCACGUCAGCAACCGACGAAUAUCCGAAUUUGUUUCAUACUCCAAGGUAUGACAUAAACGAUAUCCAACAAACAACCAAUGACCCAUUUGAAAUCAUUGACUCGAGCGACGAAGAGGAUCAAGCAUCGAAAAUGGAACGUACCAUUCGAUACGAUGGCCAUGGCAUAUCACAUCAAUCAAACGAUUAUGUUGAAUUUGACAACGAUGGAAGCUACACCGAAAUGUCUGACAUGAAAACAAACAUGUUUGAUUAUCAAGGAGAUGUUUCGAAGAACAGAUAUGUGGAUGUUGGUAUUAGGAAUGUAAUGGAAAACGCAAUGAAAGCGGAGGAAAUAGAAUUGGAUGAUGGCAUUCCGAUAGCUGCCAUCGAUGUACACCGUGCUAUGAACACAACGGGCCAAAACAGAUCAACUCUCAAUUUUAACAAUGAAGCAAACGACGUCGGUGGUACCAAAAGAAACAACAUGACAGGAAGAUCCAUUAGAAGUCAAAGAAAACAUGCUGAAUCUGGGUCGACUCCAAAAUCAUUGCGUAAUAAAAAGUCAACUUCAUCGAACACACUGG
This is a messenger RNA of Contarinia nasturtii (swede midge), 1875 nucleotides long. RefSeq lists its product as uncharacterized. The annotation marks the transcript as partial. The record is from RefSeq and is a predicted model, not a curated record. NCBI's taxonomy places the organism in Eukaryota, Metazoa, Arthropoda, Insecta, Diptera, Cecidomyiidae. The transcript has 5 exons.